Messenger RNA from Diversispora eburnea, 351 nucleotides. The record is from the annotation of a GenBank genome assembly. Lineage: Eukaryota; Fungi; Glomeromycota; Glomeromycetes; Diversisporales; Diversisporaceae.
AUGAUAACACUUGCUAGAAGACUGAAUUAUAACAGGUUUGAGGAUCUCACCAUUGAAACAGAAAUGGCUAGCAAAAAUCCUAUCCCCCUCAGGUGUGGCAUUCAUAACGAUCCGGAUGGAAAAAUUUUCACAGUUUGGCCAUGCAAAGAAGAUAAGGUUUAUGUGAUCAAGUUUGCUAUUGGGUCUCUAUUGGCGAAUCUAGAUUACCAAAUUCUCUCCCUCAAUUUUGAACUCUAUGUGAAUGAUCCCAAGAAUAAAGAUCCUAUGAAGACAUCAGAUGAAGUUUCUAAAUAUUUCAAUAGAACCUCAGAUCCAGAUCAAAUUCAUAUUCUCAUAAAACCUGGGAAUUAG